Molecule: messenger RNA, 7818 nt
Organism: Limanda limanda (common dab)
Lineage: Eukaryota; Metazoa; Chordata; Actinopteri; Pleuronectiformes; Pleuronectidae
Gene: kank4
Product: KN motif and ankyrin repeat domains 4
Exons: 10
Coding region: 119-4909 (1596 amino acids)
Biological process (GO): negative regulation of actin filament polymerization
Cellular component (GO): cytoskeleton; cytoplasm
Molecular function (GO): protein binding
Source: RefSeq, a predicted model, not a curated record
AGCAUCAUCUCCACUGGAGCAUCUGAUCACAUCACUGGCGUCCCUCCCUGGACUUCAACGGCUGCCAGCUCCAACCCUAGCAAACACAAGUCGAUGACUGAGAACUCCGCCUCCCACGAUGGACAAGAAAAGUGCCAACGGCUUUCAGACCAAAGCUGGUGAGGGCGGUGUUCAGAGGAAGCAGUUGCCCUAUUCAGUGGAGACUCCCUAUGGCUUCCAUCUGGACCUGGACUUCCUCAAGUAUGUUGACGAUAUCGAAAAAGGAAACACCAUCAAAAGGGUCCACAUCCAGCGCAGGGUCAAGGGCCCACCCAAAUUCAGCACACUACCUAGAAACUUCAGUCUCCCUGGGCAUGGAGCCAGGCCCGCCGCCAAGGACAAGGAUAGCACAUGGUCAGGAACAUCCACCUUGGGGCCAAGGCCUAAAUCACGGGUGACAGAGGUGCAACAAUUAUUUGACUUCAGGGCAAAUGAAGGGGGGACUUCCAGCCAGAGCAACAGGGGGACAACCAGUCAGGGGGGUGGUUAUGUUGCACCUAAGCCCAGAGAUGAAACAUGUACGGGGGCUCGAGGUGUUGAAGAGAAAACACCGGGGAUGCAAAGUCGUCCGAACCUGCUCCGAGCAUCAAGCAUGCCCGUCACCCUCCAGCAGCGGAAAAGCUCUGAUUCAAGCAGUCCGGAUCGUGUUGUGGGAACACCAGAGAAUGGCUCAACAGAAAACAUCUUCCGUGCUUCACCGGAUGUAACAGAGAGACGGUGCGUACCCCAGGAUCGAACAGGGCUCCACCAGCAGAUCACAGUGGCACUGAAGCGAGUCAGAGAGCUGGAGGAAAUGGUUAAAACCAUCCCGGAGCUUAAGGCCCAGAUCUGCUCACUGAGGGAGGAAAAGGAGCGGCUAUUGCUAGAGCUCCAAGCCCAGACCCAAGCACAGAUUUCCACAUCCCCCUCUACAACAGCCCCUGACGCUGGGUCACACACUCAGCCGGUAGCACACAGAUCCUCAGAAGGGCUCAGUUUAGCCCCGACCAUUCAACCUGCUGGAGUGACAAGCAGAGUUUCACAAAAAGAUGAGAGUGCCUCAGCACAUGGACAAAUGGGCAAGUUGUCAGCACAAGAAUCUGAGAGACUAUCGCAGCCGUCAGAAAAAUCAGACAAACCAAAAGAAGCAAUAGAGAAUCCACUAGAGCAUGCAGGGCACAAGCUAUCACAGGACACAGCAGGGCAGCAAUUAACAUCAAGUAGAGAGGCUAUUAAAGAUGCAGGGACAAGCAACAUUCAAGAUGCGGAAAAACCAAGACAACUUGAGAAACCAGACAGUGUGCAGAUACUGCAGGAGAAGCUAAUGAUACUGGAGGAUAAACUUACUCAGGCCAGCCAAGAGCUGGAUAAAACUAAUAGCCUUUUAAAGGAACAAAUAGAGGACAACAUGGUAAAAGAGGAGAAAAUACUGCAACUGAGUGAGGGAGUGAGAGUGGAGAUUUGUACUCCAGAAGUAGAGAGCGGGCCAAGAAGAGUGAGCAUCGACACAGGAACAGUGACAGAGAGAGUAGAUUUUGCGAACCAAGAGACAGAGACAGAAUCAGUCGGUAGAGUAGAUAAGGGUACAGAUACAGAUCAAAUCUGUGUUGAAGUAUGUGUACCCAGUGUAAGUAUUGAUCAAGUAACUGAUAAUAAAGUGGAAACACAAGACCAGGUCACAGACAUGGAGGCAGAAGUACCCGAAACGAGCCCACCAAGACCCAGAGCCAACAGCAUUGAAAGGGGAACAGUUACUGAGAGGAUCGCCACUCAGGAUCAGACGACCGAGACCCCAGUGGUUGAGAGGGUCAACCAAGUCACAGACGUGGAGGAAGAAGUACCUUCAACGAGUCCACCAAGACCCAGAGCCAACAGCAUUGAACGGGGAACGGUUACGGAGAGGAUCGCCACUCAGGAUCAGAUGACUGAGACGCCUGUGGCUGAGAGGGUCAACCAAGUCACAGAGACAGAGGGAGAGACAGGGACAGACCAUCCACGGGGGCCGAGAGCCAGCAGUGCAGAUCGGGGGACAGAGACAGAGAGGGUGGACACUGUAGACAGGGUGACAGAGACAGAGGUGGCACAGAGGACCGACCAGGUGACAGAGACAGAGAUAGAGACAGAGAGACGACCAGGCAACAAUCCAGCAAGAGGUGCAGAAGCAGAGAGUCCGGGUAGGGAAAGCACAAGCACAGAAAGAGUAGAGGAAGUCAGCACGGUGGUCAGUGAAAGCACGGAGGACCAGGAAGAGACCGAAAGAAUUCAAAGAGUUAGUCAAAGUGUGGUAAUGAAAGUCAUCACAGAGAGUUCAGUUGUUGUGCAAGAAAGUGCAGCUGAGCAAGUUAUAGCUUUGGGCUUUGUGAGCCAGAAUGAAGAGAGUACCAGUCCAACUGCUUCAACAGAAGAAGACAAGGAAUCUGUGUUUGAAACAAGUACGACUGCACAGAAAGACUCAGAAACUACAGAAAUUACAGAGACAAAGAGUGUAGUGACAGAAACGGUUGAAAUGAAGCCGAUCGCCAUGGAGAGUCAAGAGAAGAAAGAACUGGGAGAGGGUGAGAUUGUGUGUGUGACAGUCAAAGACACUGUGUUCACUGAUGUGGUUGUUACAGCAGCAGAGGACGCAGCUGUGAAGACAGUAGUUCCUGUCAGACCUCAGAGAGGCCGGAAGCUCUCAGCAGAGCCGGCACUGCCAACACCGCCUCAACCUCAGGCUGCACCUGUGCGUCCUCGCAGAGGAUCCAGUGAAGGUCAAGCCAAGCAGCCCCAGACAAAGCCCCAGGCACAAGUACAGGAUGCACCUCAGCCUGAGGCUCAAUCUCCAACACAGCUCUCAGAACAGCAGGUCAAACCUGAAGCCCCGUCUGUGUCUAAGGUCGAGGAGAAGAGCCAAGCAAAGAAGCCUUCUGAGGAGUCUGCUGAGGAAAAACCUCCGUCAAAACCUCAGGCUGAGACUAGGGGUCCGUCCUCUGGUUCCAGUGGAGUCCAGACCCGUCCAAAAUCAAUUCAGUCUCACUCUCAAACCUCUGCAGCUAAACGGGGUUCAAAAGAGCUUAAAGGAACCCAGAGAGGGUCCAGUGUGUCACAGCCUCCUAGUCGUGGAUCAGGAGAAGCCCAAACCCGCCUGGCUCGUCAGGGGUCAAGCGAUUUGCAAAGUCAGUCUCAGGGCUCCCGUAAGAGUUCCAGUGAGACUCAGCCCUCUCACAAAGAUCCCAGUGAGACACAAUCCCUGCGCAGAGCCUCCAGUGAAUCAGCCAAGCGACGUGGGUCAACUGAAGCCCAGGCCGCUCGUCGGGACUCCGGUGAGACCCAAACUCUUCGCAGAGGAUCCGGCGAGUCUCCGACCUCACCUGCGGCUUUGGGCCAAGUCGUCACCCGGUUAACAGGGCUGCUGGGGGAGCAGUGGGCCCAGCUGGGGAGCAGCUCCGGAGCUCAGCAGCCAGCCGUCCAGCAGGAGAUCCCGAGCACACAGAAACAGACAGCAGGGAAAAGAGCAGAGGCAGGAAAAGGAGCAGCAGCCAAGCCUGUGGGGAAAACAGUCCCUGCAGCAACAACAGGGAAAACGGCAGGAAAACCGGCAGGAAAACCGGCAGGGAAACCAGCAGGGAAAGCAGCUCCUUCCAAAAUGAGCUCCAUUCAGAGUCAACUGGUCAGCUCCCUCAGUGUCCUCUCUGCCUUCUACUCACCAGCUCAGAAAGCUGCUGCGGCCAAAAAACAGCAAGAACAAGGUCUCAAAUCCAUCAUGAAGAAAAAUGGAGUUGCUGACAAGCAGGGCACCAAGGGAGCCAAGAAAAACCUGAAGUUCGUUGGAGUGAAUGGAGGCUACGAGACGACCUCCAGCGAAGAGUCCAGUGGAGACGAGAAGACGAAGGUGGAGGUGGAGGUUGAGGUAGAGGAGGAAGAGGACAGCUCAGAGCCAGAGGUGGAGAAGGAGAAGGAGAAGGAGAAGGAGAAUGAGAAAGAGAAGGAGCCUGAAGCGUCAGAGAAGCCUGAGGAGGCAGCAGAGACCCAGGCAAAGGAUGCAGAGGUCCCUGCUGAGGGAGGAGGUGCUGCUGCCGGAGAGGAGCAGAGUGAAAGAGGCCUGAUGGAUCCACGGAGCAGCCAGGAGCUGCAGGAGGAGCAGGCUGAGCGGGAGAAAGUUGACAAAGCGUUUAUCGAUGCUUGCAUCUAUGUGAAGGAUCGUAUGGAAGAGGUUCCAUCGCCUGAUAAAGAAAUGCGUCAGGUUUUAGUGGUGCUCUACCAGGAGUGGUUCAAGGUGUCCAGUCAGAAGGACUCGCAGGCCGACACCGUCAGACUGUACCUGCGACAGGUGGGCUUGACCACGCCCACUCUUCUGCCAUAUGUGGUCAACUUGACAGAUGGCAACGGGAACAUGGCGCUGCACUACAGCGUGUCACACUCCAACUUCCCCGUGGUCGAGCUGCUGCUGGACACUGGUCUAUGUGAAACCAACAAUGUGAACAAGGCCGGCUACACUCCAGUGAUGCUCGCUGCGCUGACAGCUGCUGAGAGCCCCGGUGAUCUAGAGGUGGCUCAACAACUUCUGAGACUGGGAGAUGUCAACGCUCGCUCCAGACAGGCGGGCCAGACGGCACUUAUGCUCGCGGUGAGCCACGGUCGCGUUGCCAUGGUGAAGCUGCUCUUGAGCUCGGGCGCGGACGUCAAUGCUCAGGACCGCGAGGGAUCCACAGCCCUGAUGUGUGCGAGCGAACACGGACACGUGCACAUUGUUCGUCUGCUGCUGGAGACGGGUCGCUGCGACGCCGGCCUCGUGGACAAGAACGGUCAGACCGCUCUGUCAGCGACCUCCCACCCAGAAAUCGUUGACCUUCUGAAGGCCCAGACCGAGGGCCAAGCCUCGGGACCCCCGGCUGCCGGAGACCUCCUCUGAGCCAGGCAGACCCCGUUUACUCUUCCAACACCGCACCACACUUCAAGACCCUCUGCCACACCAACGUAGAGGGAAACAACCGAGACACACAGGAAACACUCUGCCACGUUUACUGUGGAGUCGUGGGAGCUCCUGCAAACGUACGACCACACAUUUCUUCCACAUCUCUGCCGACACAGUGUCAUAUGCUGCAUCAACCACUCAGUGGACAGACAACAGAGAGGGCAGGUGGUCAGACAUAUAUAUAUAUAUAUAUAUAUAUAUUAUAUUUAUAUUCUCACCCCACUGUAUAUGGACUGGCAAGUGGACGCUGCUUCCUCUCAUAAAACUAGCUUGUCCGGUAAGAUACUAAGCACAUGAUCUACCUUUCAAAUAUAUGAUAUGAGAUAUGACCUGAUUUCUAUUUUUUUCUUCAUUGACUUGAUCCAUAUUUGGACAUAAGCCAUUAUUAAGAACAUAGUAUAUAUGUAGAGUGUUAUUCUAACAGAUAAUAAUCAUAUACAAACACAGAAAGUGUAUUUUCUACUGUUUUGUUUUUUUAAAGUUGUGUUUAUGUACAGUGAGAAGUCCUCUAUAAUAUCGGUGUCCAGAAGAAACUAUAUCUCCAAAAGUGUAGAUUGCAAAGUAGAACUCGUGGUGAAAUUUCCCAUCAUUCAGUGGGGUUUGGCAUCAUUUAGUGUGUUGUUAUAUUAUGUUCUUCACGUCUGACAUCGUCUGUGAAAUAUAGAAAAAAUAAAUGGUUUAGUUGGAGAUAAAAAAUCUGUUGGAAACAGAAGAAAUGAUUAUUUUUAAAUAACCUGAUAAAAGACAGAAAAGUCUACAAAUAUAAGAGGAUUGUAUUCAGAAGGCGCUGCAUGCAGACACUCAGUCACGCCCCCUGCUGGUCGCCCUAUAGUAAACCAACAACAGUAUGUUGUAAUACUGUCUGUUCUCAUGAUUAUAAUCUCUCUCUCUGUGUCUCGGUCUCCAUCCUCCAGUUCACCUAUAACGUACGUCUUGUUUGCCUGCUUGCAUCCAAUCGAAUCAUGUAUGCAACUGCUUCAAAAUGCACAAUGAAUGUCAGGCUGGCUGCGACUCAUCCAAAUAGAAAACUGUAGCUGGCACGGACAAUGGGACUGACCAGGAGUUAGGUGUCGGUGUCAAAAGACGUUAAUUUUGAGGAAAAAUCCUCAACACAAAGAUCUGAUUUGCCUGAUUUCAAAUAAUCACUAACACCAGAACUGUGUUUUGUUUUGUUUUCUGUCUAAAGCAAUAUAAAUGGCUGAGUGGCUUUGAUCUCGCCUUAAUCAGACGACAUGUGGAGGAGACGUGUUCCAGGGAGCGUGGCCUUUUAGCAUCUGUUUACCACUAAACUACACCCAUAUUCUUAAAGUAAUCUUCCAGCAAGAGUACUGGUCUGAUGAAGGUUUUACGACUCAGUGUUUCUCCCAGUGCAGAUGUCAAACUGGUCAGUAAGUUUACAAAGAACAAAAGGGAAACUGAUUCUCUGGAGGUUUAAUUACAGAUGAACUCGUAACUGCACAAUUGCCAUUUUUUAAAUCCACUGUUUACAUGUGACCUGAGAAUGGAGAUUUAAAAACGGGGGAAACAACACAACAAUUAACAACUGCCAUGUUUGUGGUCGAGUGAACUUCUGCAAAAACAAGGAGAACGAUUCCUCCGAUCUUAGAUAAACUUUUUCAUUUGUUUCUAACUGAAGAACCUGAAUUAGAUUUCAAAUGUCUUAGUUUUCUCUAAUAAUAUAAAACAAGUAUGGUGCUGUCUCGCAAGCUACUUCAGGUGAAUUCUGCCUCCACCGUUCGCUGGCGUUCGCUUUGGUUCUCCUCAUCAUCCACACACACGUGCACAAGGCUACACACAGACCCACACAUGGACGUCUGCAUGCAGCCCAGAACAACAACUUUUCUUUUUCCUGAGACACAGUGUGGUCUGACCUCCGAUCCUGCACCAGUACUCGCAUAUCUGGACACUUUAUAAUUAUGGGUGUUGGAAUGAAACUAUGUACAAAGACAAGAAGACAGAGGGAUGACAUAAAGUAUGUUAAUUAUAUAGUAAAAGCUGCAUUUACUCUAAAACAAUGAGACUUUUCCCAGCAUUUGUUGAGUCACAGGCUACAAACAUGUGCGUCUGUGCCCGAACGUGGAUCUGACCCGUGCUGCCGUGAAGCCUCUGGUGUUUCUGGUGUUUCUGGUGUCUCCGGUGUUUCUGGUCUUCCGUGCCUGUGUCUUCAAGUCUUAAAUCUCAUCCAUAUGUUUAAUCCAGUGUGACCCAGAUGUAAUAAAGGUUUGCGUAAGUGGCUGAACACCAAAGACCUGAAAUCCAAUCUGUUUCACAUGGGGUUAAAUAUAUAUCUAUUUUACCUGUUCCUGUAAAAUCCAGCCAAAUACAUGUAUAUACAAUAUUGUGAAGAGUAUAUACCGAGUAUUGUCUGACAAGUUUGCUCUAUAAAUGAUAUUGAGUAUUUAUUCCAAAAGCUAUAUUUUUACCAUAUAUAUAUAUAUAAAUAUAUAUAGUAUACUUAUGUAUGCAUGGACAAAUACUCCAGUGAAUCUGUCGCGAGGGGAAUUUGGAUGAUUAGAAAAUAUGCGAUAUAAGCGUUCCCUGAGUAUGUGAUUAUUUGACUUGACGUUGACUGGUCAGGUGGUUUCGUCAUGUGUCACGUGUCGUUUUAACACAAACGUUGAUGUUUGUGUUGGGGGGGGGGGGAAUAAGAAGCAGAUCUGACACUGGUCUAAGCUGCAAAAGGGCAAAGUCCUCUCGUUGGAAAAACCCCAUCUGAAAAUCUGAGUCUGUGUAUAUGACAGAGUCAAAUGUAAAAACCUGUACCUCUCUGUAGUAUUCCUUGUACAACAAGCUUGUAUGUUACAAACCAGAGAACUAAUUCUAAAUAAAUGAAUAUUUAAAACUUA